Nymphalis io (European peacock) is the source of this 1041-nucleotide messenger RNA. RefSeq lists its product as uncharacterized. NCBI's taxonomy places the organism in Eukaryota, Metazoa, Arthropoda, Insecta, Lepidoptera, Nymphalidae. The record is from RefSeq and is a predicted model, not a curated record. The transcript has 5 exons. The coding region runs from base 132 to 1010 and encodes 292 amino acids.
CCAAACCUCCCCUCUUCUAACGCAAUUUUUUUUAUAAAGUAUACCAUUUCAGCGUCUACUCUUUUAAUGUAACAUGAGCUUCAUGCAAUAUUUCAUGUGUUCGAGUGGUUUCAUUUGAAAGUGUUUACAUUAUGCAGUUACAUUCUUUUAGAUCUUCAUACAAUAUAUUUGUUUUAUUUGGAAUUUUUAUAUUAACAAUAAAGAACCUUGGAGGAUGUAAUCCUAUUACGAAUUCCAAUUUCAACGAGAAUAUCAGAGAAUUUUCUUUGAAGGAAGAUAAUACUAAUACUUCGAAUAUAAAAACGUUGCAGAAAGAAGAUCCGAAACGAUAUACUGAAUUAUCUUAUUUUCGACCGAUUAAUUUACAGGAUAUACCAGACAAUAAACUAGCGGGCUCAAGUCACAGCCGCGGAUUAAUCAAUCGAGAUCAUCCUGGCUAUCCCAUACACGAUUACGACGAAUACUCACAUAUUGGUUACGGAUACGAAUAUAGCGUACCACACGUUCAUAACGAAUACCAUCAUCAAAUUGAACCUUUUCACUAUGGAGAUCACGGGUCUGUCGGACAUCACUAUUCGGGACCUCAUUAUAAACACUAUAAUCACGCAUUGGCGGCCAAAGCGGUAUUAUGGCCGAUUGCAGGAAUUGCACUUCUUGGAGCCGCUGCCGCUUUAGUUAGCAAUCCAAUUCUUUUGCAACUCGGCGUUGCUUCCGGCAAACGAAAGAGAAGAGAAACCGAAGAAAUUACCGGUCCAGAUUUAGACGUGGACUAUAAAAUAUGGAAACCACAUAUCGAAGAUAUUCCAAACCAUGCAACGAAAGUUAAUGACAAAAGUCUAAAUAGAAUCCAUUUUCAAAGAAAAACCUUGAAAAAUAAGGAAAUAAAAUCAAAACGGCCGUCGAUGAAUAAACAUCCCAUUCAAUCCUUUAGAGAUUUCGAAUUUAAUGCUCCAAUAAGCAAUGAAUCGAAUGAUAUGAAUCUUGUACGUGUUCCGAUGCAGAAUGUUUAAUUACGUACUACUUGAAAUACAAUAAUUAAAU